This is a messenger RNA of Bacidia gigantensis, 1650 nucleotides long. RefSeq lists its product as uncharacterized. Gene Ontology annotation, cellular component: extracellular region; cell surface. The transcript has a single exon. NCBI's taxonomy places the organism in Eukaryota, Fungi, Ascomycota, Lecanoromycetes, Lecanorales, Ramalinaceae. Gene Ontology annotation, molecular function: glucan endo-1,6-beta-glucosidase activity. The record is from RefSeq and is a predicted model, not a curated record. Gene Ontology annotation, biological process: glucan catabolic process. The coding region runs from base 1 to 1650 and encodes 549 amino acids.
AUGAAAUCUCUCCUUCGCAAACUCCCCCACCAGUCGUCCUCCGCUUCUCCCUCCUCUCAAAUCCCUUUAUCCCUCCUCCCCCCACCUUCCUCCACCGACAUCCUCACCCACCGCACCCACCACGGCACAAACCUCGGCGGCAUCUUCGUCCUCGAAAAAUGGCUUUUCCCCUCCCUCUUCCCUGGCCCCACGAACCGUAGCUCCGAGCUCGACUUCCUCACCUCCACCACGCACAAUCUCGGCUUACGCUCCACACGGGAGAAGCUAGAAGCCCAUUGGGCCGGUAGCGUCACAGACGCCCUCCUCGAUGAAUUGGCAAAAGCGGGCGUCACGACCGUUCGCCUGCCCUUAGGCUUCUGGACCUUAGGCCCGCAGUUCUGCCAAAAUACGCCUUUCGAACCCUACGCAUCGGUCUACAUGCACGCGUGGGGUUUCGUUGGAGAGGUGUGUAGGAGAAGUAAAGAGCGCGGACUGGGUGUAUUGCUGGAUCUGCAUGCCUUGCCUGGUAACGCGAAUGGGAGAGACCAUGGGGGUACGGGAGACGGUGUGGCGGGGUUUUGGGAAGAUACGGACAGAGGGGUGAGUUGGAGACCGGGGGGACGGGAGGCGGUGAAGUUCUUGAUGGGGGAGGUAGUGGAGGAGAAAGUUAAGGGCGUGGUGGGCGUGCAGGUCAUCAAUGAGGCUCCCCACUGGAGCUGGGAGCGGGAUGGUGAAGGGGGAUUAGGGGGUUGGUAUGAGAGUGUCUUGAAGGAUCUCGAAAAGGAAGGAUUGAGUGGGGUGCCGGUAUAUGUGAGCGAUGGCUGGGACACGCAGAGGGCUGUCGACUGGAGCCGGAAAUACAACCGCGUUGAUAUUGAACGAGAAGCGGGGAACGGGGGAAAAGGGUACGUAGCAGGCGUGGUGGUGGCGACGAGUAAAUAUUUUUGUUUCUCUGACGCCGAUAAAGCUGCGCCCGCCCGGGGCUUAAUCGAGAAUAUCGAGAAGGAAGCUGAAGGUAUCGAGAAGAUGGGUGGGAAUGUUACUGAUCAUGGCGCGGGACAAGUUGUGGUUACGGAGUGGAGCUGCGGUCUCCAUCCUACGAGCUUCGCUGGGUGUGAUGACCAUAAGCAGGUGGAGGUGAGAAAGAGGUUUGGAGCUACGCAGGCGAGGCUGUGGAGGGAGAAGGUCGGAGGCGCGUUUUACUGGACGGGCAAGACGGAGGGAGGGGAGGGCGAGUGGGAUUUUGGUGAUAUGGUACAGAAGGGGCAUGUGAGGGCGCCGGAACACGCCUCGUGGGGGUUUGAAGAGGUUGGGAGGAGGGUGCAGGUGGCGGGGGAGGGGAGUGAGCGGUUGAUGAAGGAAGUACUUGGAGCACAUGUUGGUUAUUGGGAUGGUGUGACGCCGGUAGAGAGGAGAUGGGGGCAUUGGAGAUUUGAGGCGGGGUGGAGGCAGGGGUGGGAGGAUGCUGUGGGGUUCUUUGAUUCCAGGAGUAAGAGUCAAGAGAGGUUUCCCAAGGCAGAGAGGAAGGGUUGUGAUACGGUUGGGCUGCUUGAUCUAUGGAUAUUGAAGAGGAUGAGGGAGGCGGGGCAGAAUGAGGGUCUUGCGUGGGAGUGGGAACAUGGGUUUCGGCAGGGGGUGAAGAAUGCUGAGGAGCUGCUUCUCAGGGGUUGA